GAUCCAGACAUGCUUUGACCCACGGGGGGAAAGUCCAUCAUGAGCAUUGCAAAGUUCGGAUGUGUGGUACUGAUCGGGCUGAUCGUCAAACCGUAUUAUCUGACCAUAUUCAAGCUUUGAGAGGACAGGCAAAUGGACCGAGUUCGUAUACCGGCAAAGCGGUGUACACACAACAGCCAAGAUUAUCCAAAAUGGAGUUAAAUGUCGCGGCCAGCAUACUUUUCUAUGUAUUCCUUGUGGUAGCAUGUACAGUUGGAACUGCCUUCGUGGUGUUUACGUUGUUUUUGUAUCGAUUUAACAGGAAAUAUGGACAUUUGCCUUGCCCAAGACCGACAGGCUUCUUCACUGGUCACUUGUCUCAUUUCAAUGCUGUUGCGAAGAAACUGGAUUUCCCGCCCCUGUUGCUGAUGUACCAAUGGACGAGAGAACUCGGACCAGUCUUCUAUCUGCGAUUUGUUUUACAACCGAUGGUGGUAUGCAGCGACUCUAAAGCGGUGAAGGAGGUUUGCCUUGAUAGCCGCCAUCUUAAGCCACAAAGCAUGUACGUAGGAUUCUAUUCCGUGUUUGGCGAGAGAUUCAUGGGCAACGGACUGGUCUCACAAACUGAUCACGAGAAAUGGCACACAAGGCGAGCUCUUCUAAACCCAGCAUUCAAUCGAAAGUAUCUCAUGCAAAUGAUGGAUCUCUUCAACGACAGUGCGACCCGCUUGCGGGAUCACCUUGUCCCUCUAGCAGACGGCAAAACUCUCGUAAAAAUGCUAGACCAUUUCAACGAUGUCACCUUGGAUGUCAUUGCUAAGGUUGGAUUUGACAUGGAUAUAAACGCUGUUGAGAGGCCUGACUGCCCGUUCCCGUCGGCGGUGGCGCUCGCUCUUGAAGGAAUGGAUGUUAUAUUCAAGCAACCUAUGAUGAUGGUGGAUCCUCGCAGUAAGGCUCGUAAAUACCGCCGAUCGGUGCGCGACGCCAUUAAACUGGUACGAAAAUUUGGCAAGGAUUGCAUUGAACAGAGAAGAGCGGCAAAGAAGAGAGGUGAAGAGUUGCCUAAGGACAUCCUGACAUGUAUCCUGGAAGUCGAAGACGAUCUCUGCAAUGGACAAAACAUCGACACAGCAGACAUGAUUGAUGAGUUUGGGACAUUCUUCGUAGCAGGUCAAGAAACCACGAGCAACCUCCUCGCCUUUACCUUACUCGAAUCUGGAAGACAUGAAGACGUGGCAAAGAGGCUAAAAGCUGAAGUUGAUGAAGUCCUGGGGAAUAAACCGAAUAUUGAGUACUCAGACCUCCCCAAGCUGGAGUAUAUGUCUCGGGUGUUUAAAGAAACGAUGCGACUUAACCCUCCUGUGAGUGGAGUAAUACGUGGUCUAGCUUGUGACGUCAAUUCUUCGGGUUACGUCAUACCAAAAGGAUCAAAUAUAUUUUUUGGAACAUAUCUAACGUCACGACAGGAAGAAUACUUCGACGACCCUCUUCUAUUCAACCCGGAUCGAUUUAUUCCCACUGAUGAACUCCCACGUCACCUUUAUGCAUACUUCCCCUUCGCCAUUGGUCAACGGAAUUGUAUUGGACAGCAGUUAGCUCUGAUCGAAUCCAAGGUGAUCUUGGCGAAACUGCUGCAGAGCUUCGAUUUCAGAUUGGAGCAGUCCCAGCGUCACGUCCUUCUUUCGAACGUCACCAAUAAACCGUUUGACAGAUGUAAGAACUACAUUAGCCACCGAGACUGACAAACUACAUUUAUCAACGUUUAUAGCACCAAGUGACGCGUUAAUGUUCUGAUCAUAUAUUUUUUUCCUUAUUCUAUAUUUGUAUUUCUUUUUAUUUUAUUAUGUUUUUUUAUUCAUGCCAUUU
Molecule: messenger RNA, 1845 nt
Organism: Lytechinus variegatus (green sea urchin)
Lineage: Eukaryota; Metazoa; Echinodermata; Echinoidea; Temnopleuroida; Toxopneustidae
Product: cholesterol 24-hydroxylase-like
Exons: 13
Coding region: 60-1721 (553 amino acids)
Biological process (GO): cholesterol catabolic process
Molecular function (GO): cholesterol 24-hydroxylase activity; heme binding; iron ion binding
Source: RefSeq, a predicted model, not a curated record